Fonsecaea monophora is the source of this 339-nucleotide messenger RNA. RefSeq lists its product as hypothetical. The transcript has a single exon. The coding region runs from base 1 to 339 and encodes 112 amino acids. The record is from RefSeq and is a predicted model, not a curated record. NCBI's taxonomy places the organism in Eukaryota, Fungi, Ascomycota, Eurotiomycetes, Chaetothyriales, Herpotrichiellaceae.
AUGGUGGAGGUAGAGCUGAGGAUGAACCGCUACAUCUCCGAGAUCAUGUACAUGACCAUGAGCGAGGGGAUGUUCGGCGACUUGUUCAGGAUCGAGAUACAGGACAUUAGCUGCAGCUGGUUACCGGACGGGGUCUCGAGCAAGACCGCGAAGCUGAGGACGAAGUCUAACAGAGAGAUGACCGCGAAGAUCGCCAUCUGCGUACAGGAGGCCGUCCCUGGCAUCAGGUUGGCGGGCUUGUACGAGUACACGGUCGUAGGCGAGAUCAUGAGGCUAGAGUACAUCACCACCAUGACCGAGCUCAACGUCUCGACCAGGAUCGACGACAUCUCCACGUAG